UUUUGGCCUCUGCUCUUUAUCCCCUCUCCAAUACGCCUCUGCUCUCUCUUCCCGCCCCCUUGCCUUCCCCAUUCUCUCUCCUUCCUUGCCCUCCCCCAUACUCUCUUUCCUAAAAAAAGCAGGAGCCUCUGCUCUCUCCCCGCCCCUUGUGUUCCCCAUUCUCUCUCCUUCCUUGCCCUCCCCCAUACUCUCUCUCUUAAAAAACGUAGAGCCUCUGCACUCUAUCCCCAUCGCUAGGGGGUGCUUGUCUCCUGAAUUGCACCAUUGCUUUGUAAAAGCUCUGCAACAAUUCGGUGGAUCUCUAGGUACUCACAAUCAAACUUGAGUCCUUUUUUAUAGGUACAUUAAGUAUAUGGAAACUCCUCCAAAUGAGACCAUGCUUGUAGAGGGCUUUGUUUCAAUUGUAGAAAACCCAUUAGAAAGAGUUCCUAGUGAUGUAGUUCCAUACCAUGAAAAAAUAUUUUCGAGUCAUGAUGGUGCUUAUGAAUUUUACAAGAGUUUUGCCAAGGCAUGGGGGUUUUCACUGCGUCGUCAACAAACAAUUGGAAAAGAAGGUGAUGGCAAUGGAACUACUAGAAGAUAUUAUGUUUGCCAUAAGGAUGGCCAUUUGACAAACAAAGAAUUGUUUGCAAAUAAAGGAGAAAGAGAUCGAUCAUCAAAGAGAUGCAAUUGUGGAGCGGAUAUGAGUAUCGCAAAAGUCAUGGAUUAUGAUAUUUCUUAUUGGCGUGUUGUAACCUUUGUUAAUUUACGCAAUCAUGAUGUUCUCGAGCCACAAGUUAGAUUUUUGCCUGCUUAUCGUAAUAUUUCAGAAAGCUACAAGCUACAUAUUCAACAAUUUUCCAAAGUUGGUAUAUGUGUUAGAGAUAUGAUGUGGUUGUUAGAAAUAGAGAGAAAUCUUAAACCAGGGGAAUUACCAUUUCUAGAUAAGGAUAUGUAUAACUUUGUAUGUGCUACGAACAAUGCGAACCGUGACAAUGAUGCUCAUAUUCUCUUAACAAAAUAUAAGCAAAUUAAGUAUGAUUUUACAGUAAGGGAAGAUAACAGGUUGGAGCAUAUUGUUUGGUCUCAUGGUUCUUGUUCUCAUGCGUAUGAGAUCUUCGGUGAUGUAGUAGUUUUCAAUACAACUUACCGGUCAAAUGGUUACUCUAUGCCAUUCGGCAUUUGGGUAGGUGUAAAUAACCAUGGUGACACUUGUUUGUUUGGGUGUGUUCUAUUACGAGAUGAAAGAGUUCAAUCUUUUUCAUGGGCAAUGAAGACAUUUUUAGGUCUAAUGAAUGGAACGAUGUCACAAACAAUCCUAACUGAUCAAGACUUGGCUCACAAAGUAGCAAUCUAUAAGGAACUCCCCAACACUAAGCAUGCAUUUUGUAUAUGGCACUUAUUAUCAAAAUUAUCUGGCUGGUUUUCCCUCUUCCUUUGUAAAAGAUAUAAUGAGUUUGACACCGACUUUUACAAGCUAUAUAACCAUGAGUCCAUUGAGGAUUUUGAAGAAGGGCACAUCAAGAAAGAGUGCCGGAAGCUCAAGAAAGAUCAUAAUGAGGACAAUGCGAAGAUUGAUGGCAGGGAAACCAUUGUAGUGACUAUAGAUGUUGGUAUGGUAAAAAACCGUGGUGCAUCUAUAUUGCAUCAGAUGGGGAACAACGGUUCCUCAAAGAUUGUGGGUAAGGGAGAUGUACACAUCAAGAAUGAUGUUAGGAUGAAGCUUAUGCUAAACGACGUCAAACGUUUACCAGAUACCUGUUUGAACCUCAUCUCAAGAGGAUGUUUAAAUGAUGAAGCGUACCACUCAGUGUUCGGGAAGGGUAUUAUUCACUCUACAGAACACAAGUGCAAGUCUCCAAUAGAAAAGUUAAUGCCGCUAUGGAAGAACCUUCAGUAG
Amborella trichopoda is the source of this 1879-nucleotide messenger RNA. RefSeq names its product protein FAR1-RELATED SEQUENCE 11. NCBI's taxonomy places the organism in Eukaryota, Viridiplantae, Streptophyta, Magnoliopsida, Amborellales, Amborellaceae. The record is from RefSeq and is a predicted model, not a curated record. Gene Ontology annotation, biological process: regulation of DNA-templated transcription.